CCAACUUGGAAGCCAGGCCGCCAUGAGCGCCGCGCUUUUCAGCCUGGAUAGACCGGCGCGCGGUGCACCCUGGCCCACAGAGCCCGCUGCCUUCUACGAGCCAGGCAGGUUGGGGAAGCCCGGCCGAGGGCCCGAGCCAGGGGAUCUGGGGGAGCCGGGCUCCACGACCCCUGCCAUGUACGACGACGAGAGCGCCAUCGACUUCAGCGCCUACAUUGACUCCAUGGCCGCCGUGCCCACCCUAGAGCUGUGCCACGACGAGCUCUUCGCGGACCUCUUCAACAGCAACCACAAAGCGGCCGGCGCGGGCGGCCUGGAGCUGCUGCAGGGCGGCCCUACGCGACCCCCGGGUGUGGGGUCAGUCGCCAGGGGCCCGCUCAAGCGCGAACCCGACUGGGGCGACGGCGACGCGCCGGGCUCCCUGCUGCCGGCGCAAGUGGCGAUGUGCGCGCAGACAGUGGUGAGCUUGGCGGCCUCGGCUCAGCCCACACCACCCACUUCGCCCGAGCCUCCUCGAGGCAGCCCGGGCCCGAGCCUCCCGCCCCGCCCUGUCCGAGAGAAGGGCGCGAGCAAGAGGGGUCCGGACCGCGGCAGCCCGGAGUACCGGCAGCGGCGCGAGCGCAACAACAUCGCCGUGAGAAAGAGCCGCGACAAGGCCAAGCGCCGCAACCAGGAGAUGCAGCAGAAGCUCGUGGAGUUGUCCGCCGAGAACGAGAAGCUGCAUCAGCGCGUGGAGCAGCUCACGCGGGACCUGGCUGGCCUCCGGCAGUUCUUCAAAGAGCUGCCCAGCCCGCCUUUCCUGCCGCCCUCCGGUACCGACUGCCGGUAACGCGCGGUGUGGGCCUUAGAGACUCUGAACGACCGAUACCUCAGACCCCGACGGCGGGAAGCAGAUGCUGCCCGAAUCGCUACAGUUUCUUUGGGACUUGCGAGCGACUGGAAGCUGCAGCUUGGGCACUGGACUGCGAGAGAAGCUAUAUGAAUCUUUUCCCUUAAAUUAUUUUUUUAUAAUGGUAGCGUUUUCUACAUCUUAUUACCAUUGCAGCUAAGGUACAUUUGUAGAAAAGACUUUUCCGACAGACUUGUAGAUAAGAGGAAGAGCUUAUCUGCGCAUGCUCUUUAUAUUCAUUUUUACAGUAUUUUUAAGAAUAAAGAAGCAUUUAAAUCGC
Grammomys surdaster is the source of this 1169-nucleotide messenger RNA. It is a transcript of the gene Cebpd, whose product is annotated as CCAAT enhancer binding protein delta. Gene Ontology annotation, biological process: regulation of cell differentiation; DNA-templated transcription; regulation of transcription by RNA polymerase II. The transcript has a single exon. Lineage: Eukaryota; Metazoa; Chordata; Mammalia; Rodentia; Muridae. Bases 23 to 829 code for a protein of 268 amino acids. The record is from RefSeq and is a predicted model, not a curated record. Gene Ontology annotation, molecular function: RNA polymerase II cis-regulatory region sequence-specific DNA binding; DNA-binding transcription factor activity, RNA polymerase II-specific.